AUGACAUCCCUAAUCGGUCGUCCCAAUCGAGGGCUAUUUAACGUUACUUUCAAUGACAUCGGAGAAAUCGUGAUCAUCAGCAAAUUUGUGAGACGAUUACGUGAAUUCUUUAGUAUUAUAUACGAGAGGAAUAUUUAUCAACGUGGACCUGUUGCGAGUAGCGUAGAGCUACUACGCGUUAGCGGAGAAGGUACCGAGCAAGCGACUAUUCAAUUUGAUGUAGAAAUCUCCGAAAAGGGCUGGCCGGAUGAUUGGGACAGUUUCUACGGUAAUUCAGGUGUAUUAAAAAGCGUCGAACGAAGCCUUUGCUCGGAAGUAAGUUUGCUGCAACUGAACAUUGCGUAUGCAAGAUCUUUGAAAAUACUUAAACUAGACAAGUAG
This is a messenger RNA of Dicrocoelium dendriticum, 381 nucleotides long. The record is from the annotation of a GenBank genome assembly. NCBI's taxonomy places the organism in Eukaryota, Metazoa, Platyhelminthes, Trematoda, Plagiorchiida, Dicrocoeliidae.